This is a messenger RNA of Actinia tenebrosa (Australian red waratah sea anemone), 486 nucleotides long. Its product is annotated as prostatic spermine-binding protein-like. The record is from RefSeq and is a predicted model, not a curated record. Lineage: Eukaryota; Metazoa; Cnidaria; Anthozoa; Actiniaria; Actiniidae.
AUGUACGAUGAUGAUGAUGGAGACAACGAGGACGAGUUUGGCAACAGCUUUUCUGUUAAUAACAAGUUCAUCAAUGAUGAAGACGAGGAAGAAUCUAGAAGGGGUGAUGGAUAUGAUGAUGAUAUUUGUGAUGGCUUAGUUUCUUUAUAUGGCGCAGAAAACGUUGAUGUAAAUGAUGUUGAUGAUAAUGGUGGUGGCUGUGGUGACAUUGAUGAUGUUGAAGAUAUUGCUGCAAUAAAAAAUGACGAGGAUGGUGCUGUUGGUGUUGGCGUUUGCGAUAACGAAAAAGAUUUUGGCACCAAUGAUGGUAAUGAACCCAAGAGUAAUGAUGAUGAUGAUGACAAUAAUGGUAAUGAUGAUGUAUGUGGUGUACUGGAUGCUGCAGACGAUAGCGCUGGCGACGAUGGCGACGCUAGAUUUUGCCUCGUGGAAGAAGAUCUAGAGGUAGCAUCUGCAACAGGAACAUUCGUUACACUGAAUUAUUAA